GGUGUUUGACCCGGAAGUGGAUAUUGGCGAUGGUUUAGUGAGUGGAGCUCGCUCUGCGGGGAGCGUCGCGGAGGUCGGAGCCGCUGUCCUCAUUCUUUCCCCGAUGGUGUGAUGUGGAGCUUCAGAAAUGCCUUAUGUGGAUCGACAGAAUCGUAUUUGUGGAUUUCUAGACAUUGAAGAAAAUGAAAACAGUGGAAAAUUUCUGCGUCGAUACUUUAUACUGGACACACGGGCUGACAGUUUGCUAUGGUACAUGGACAAUCCACAGAAUCUGCCGUCAGGUGCAUCACACGUUGGGGCUCUUAAACUUACUUACAUCUCAAAGGUCAGUGAUGCAACAAAGCAGCGACCAAAAGCAGAGUACUGUUUUGUCAUUAAUGCCGGAAUGCGAAAGUACUUUCUUCAAGCUAAUGAUCAGCAGGACUUGGUUGAGUGGGUGAAUAUACUGAACAAAGCGACCAAGAUUACAGUACCAAAACCAUUAGAUGUUCAAGUGAACACAGAUAACCAAAAUUGCCUUAUGGAGGGACCAUGUGGAAGGAAGCCAGGGCCAUACAAGACUGAAAUUAUUGGUGGUGUUCCAAUUAUUACACAGACUAAUCAGGAGGGGAUGGAAUAUCUUGAAGGAAUGGAGAAAAGUAAUUUGAAACGUUCUCAAAGUCAGUUAACAUAUUUUAUUGGCAAACCUACAUCUGAUCAAGCAAUCAUUAAAAGUGGUUACUGUGUUAAACAAGGAGCAGUGAUGAAAAACUGGAAAAGAAGACAUUUCAUACUAGAUGAAAACUCCAUAAGCUAUUACAAAUCUGAUCUGGAUAAGGAACCACUUCGUAGUAUACCACUUAAAGAAGUUAUUAAGGUUCAGGAGUGUAAACAAAGAGAAAUCCUGCUGCGUGAUAACUUGUUUGAGAUAGUUACUAGUUUUAGAACAUUUUAUGUCCAGACUGACAGUCCUGAAGAUAUGCACAACUGGAUCAAGGCAAUAUCUGGGGCAAUAGUGGCGCAGCGAGGCCCUGGAAGAUCAGCUUCUGAGCCUUCUGACAAUUCCACAACAGAAUCCAGUACUGUCUCAUCAUCCUCAAAAACACCAGCCGCCUAUAAUCCCCUCAUUGCCUCCGCCAGCCACAGCGCAGACCACAAUCCCCAACAUAACGAGGAGAAGCGAGGACUUCACAAGUCUUCUACCAUGGCUCAGCCAGGGCAGCACAAGAUCCCGCUUGUCUCUACCCGAAAACCAGCUGCCAAAAUGACAAAGGAAGAUUCAGUCCUUCAAGGUAAAAAUGGCAUGCCAGAGAAUUAUCCUGCUCCACUGGAUCUGGAUGAUGUCAGUCUUCCUGUCAGUGACAUUUAAAAGUAGAUGUUGAAGGUAAAAGUGCUGUCAUCCAAAUCGUUUGUUUGAGACCUCAAAUGGGAGUAGAUCAGUCAGGAAGAGGAUUAUCUUAUUCUCUCAUUCAAAACUUUGCUUCUAAAUUCACCUCAUUAGUCUGCAUAGUGAAAUGCAUCUGCUGACCUCUCUAGCAGAUUCCAUGCUGUGGCAUUUAUGGAUCUGGAUCAAUCUAGUAUUCAGUUAUCUGCCUACUCUAUUUUUGUUUUAAAAAAAAACUUUGUUUGUGCCUAAAGAACAGUGUGGUGUACCAUUGUGGUUCCAAAGAAAUUGCACCUUGUCACUAAAUGUACAGGUUAGUCUUUUUUUUAUAUUAUAAGAAAAAUGAGGGUUUUCCUUGUGAAAAUAUUAGACUUUGCUUUGCUCAACAUUGACAGCUUCAGGUUGUACUGUGUAUGAUCCUUAUCUUGUGGCCUGUAUGUGUCUUAAUGCACCAAAAUCCCAUACUGCUUAAAGUGCCUGUCUUUAAUCUCUGGGUACAAGUUGUUUAUGUAUCAAUAUUUGAUCUGUAUUGUACAAUGUUACAUUUUUAAUUUCUUGAGCUUUGAACUUUGAAUUCUCAGUUCCUGGAGGAAGUCGUAAAUGUAAUUGUUUUAAUAUAAUUCAAGUUUAAACUAUUAGAAUAUUAUGGAUCUUUUAGUGGUUUCCUGUGCAAUAUAUAUUUCACGAAUUGUGAACUGCAGAAGUUACUGGAGGCUUUUUGUACUGACACUGCAUAUAAUUUAAACAUUAAAUUUUGAGGUUUUUAAGGUACAUAAUUAUGUACACAGGAUAAAUAUACAGAUGCAUUAUUCAAUCUACCAACUAUAUUUCAUCGCAUUUGUGCAUUUCUUUCUCUCUCUCUCUCUCUCUCUCCACCCCCCCACCAUGAGAAACACAACUUAAACUGGUGAAACUUAAAUAGUUGUAAAGUCUUGAAAGGACUCUUGGUCUGAAUAUGAAUGUAGAGAAGACCAUUAUGCAAAGGUUGAGUCCAUAACGAUAAUUUUAAUUUAUGGUGAAAAUACCAUGUUAUUUGCCAAAAUGAAAUAUAUUGCAUCUGCUUAAUCCCAUUUUAUUAGUAUGAAUAGAAAUCUAAAGUUUUCAGACUUAUUAAACCUUUUAGUAUUUCUGCAGUUUGUACCUUAUAGGAUAUACUUACUUCUCAUAAAAAAUGUUUGGCUUAAAAUAUUUAUUUCACAAAUACUGUAUCCAUAUUAUUUUUUAAAAAUUGGCAUUUAAUUUUCAUUAUUCUGUAUAGAAAAUUAGCUUUAUAUAAUUUUUCCUGAAUUAUCAUCUGUUUCUUACCAGUCAUUUUGUUUUUGUGCCUGAUGUUAAAGAGCAGUCUGUUCAGGAAUUAAUUGACGUAAUGUCCUUUUUUUAAAUAGCACAGCUGAAUCCUUUGCAUGAUUCUCCAAUGACUUCUACCAAUGCACUAACGUAAAGUUACUUUGUCAAGAAUUUGGGGUCACCAUUGUUGUGAUGUGUUGAGGCUUGGGUGCCGAAAUGUGGUGGUUUUCUAAUUUCCUUUUCAUUACUACCACUUUCUGUGAGGAGGGAGUGUCUUGGAUGCCAAGGCUGAGCUAAGAAAUAAUUUUUAGGAAUCUAGCUUGGAACUUGCUGGGAAGGGGCAAACCUGGUGGAAGGUUGUGUAGUUGUAACUUUAAAGAUAAUUUGUGAGGGUACUUUUUAAUGUUGCUCUUGAAAAUAUGACAUUGUUGGACCUUAUCCUGCAAUGUUUCUUUACAUCAAUCAAAUAACUUUCUAGUGUAUUUUCAUAAAUAAUGGUAGCUUUAAUAAUUUUAAUACUAUAAAUUGGCCGCAAUUUAGUUACUAUAGUUUUUAAACAAAAUAUAUAAUAGAAUUAAAUUGUUUAAAAGAUUUGUCUAAAGAGAAAUUGAUAGUGGAGGAUCUCUAUACAUUUAGAUUUUACCAAGUUCAAAGAGUUGGCUUAAUUGUUUUGAUAACUGUGAUGCUAUGACACUUGAGGAAAAACAAAGUACUGACAUGGAUAGUUUCAAAUGCAGCUUUAUUUUGUCUUUUUUGUCUUGGUUUUUUAAUUCAAAUAUGCCUUAGUUUUGAGUUUGCUUGUCUAAGUUUGUUUUGCCAGAAUAAAAUGCAUUUAAUGUAAAGCUUUGGCUUGAUUUAUCAAUCAGUGUAGUUUUGACUAUACCUGUAAAAAUUAUUUUCUGUUAAUCGUCAGUUGCAGAUUGUGUUGCUGAAUACAAGUCUCAGCUGCUUAGAACGGUUUUUGUCAAAGAGUUAUCAAAAGUUGUAGCACAAUUAGAAUUUCACAGAUGACUUUUUUAAACUGAGAACGGGUGUGCUUCUGACAUUACCUAUUGAAUACACUAAAGUUGCUUUCUCCUGUGUUUUCACUGUGACGUUGAAAAAAAAUUAGUAGCUAUAAACCUUGUUUUUUUCACUAAAAGGAUUAAUUCAAUUGAAAAAUAUAGGUGUGAUUUCUUACCCAACUCUUUUUUUUCCCACGAGGAAACAUUGUUUGACUAGAAAUAAUUGAAAAACCUGUGGGAAAAAUUAUCUGUUGCUCCUGUAAAAUCUUGAUAUAUUUAGUUCAAUAUUUUAUUUUUGUAACUGUAAAUUUGCUAAGCUUAUUGGCACAGGUACCGCUUCUGAAAUUGCAUGUGCUACUCCUGUUUAUUGAAAAUAUUUGCAAAUAUAUGAAUUGGGUGAAAGUCUUGAUUUUCAUUUACACUAUCGUGGUGGACGGUAUUUAACUACUGGUGAACUGAAAAUUUACAAUUUGUUGAGUUGGAAAAAUGUGUAUUAGUCUGCUAACAGAAGCUUUUAUUUAUCUUUGCUCAACUUUUUAUAUAAUUCUAUAAAAAUGUUUAAAUUAUUUUUGACGGUUAUGUAUGGCUUGUCCUGAAUGAUGUUUGUUCAUCUAAGACAAUAAAGAACCA
Messenger RNA from Hemiscyllium ocellatum (epaulette shark), 4284 nucleotides. It is a transcript of the gene plekha1b, whose product is annotated as pleckstrin homology domain containing, family A (phosphoinositide binding specific) member 1b. NCBI's taxonomy places the organism in Eukaryota, Metazoa, Chordata, Chondrichthyes, Orectolobiformes, Hemiscylliidae. Gene Ontology annotation, molecular function: PDZ domain binding. The record is from RefSeq and is a predicted model, not a curated record. The transcript is spliced from 12 exons. The coding region runs from base 128 to 1348 and encodes 406 amino acids. Gene Ontology annotation, cellular component: membrane; cytoplasm.